AUGGGAUUGAAAAGUUCACCGUUCCAAGCUGUGCAAGCCAUCAUGGUGGCCAAGGAGAUUGCCUUGGGAGAUAGGAAGGAUCCGAAGAACGCAUUUAGGUGGGACGAAGUCAAGUUGAACCUACCAGGUUCAAGUACGUAUGAUCCCAGCUUGCCUUGGGUGUUCAAGAUCCGGUGGUCUGAUGGUAAAAUCGCUGCGGAUUUGUUCAUCUAUGUUGACGAUGGCCGAGUUACAGCAUCCAAUAAGUUGGAAUGUAAGCAGGCAACUCGACAGGCGGCUAGUCGUUUGAAUGGACUUGGUAUUCAAGAGGCAGCGAGAAAACAAAGAUGGGGAUCACAAAACCCGGGAGCCUGGGCUGGAUCAUUGGUAAAAACCACUGAGGAUUCAGUAAGUGUGUUCGUGUCUCAAGAAAAAUGGGACAAGACCAAGCUGCAGGUCAAGGAGAUCGCGGAAGAACUUAGUGGGUCCACGUUGGGGUCUUUGAAGCACAAGGCGCUAGAGAGAAAGCGCGGGUUUCUAAUCUAUGUUACUCGAACCUACCCAACGAUGGUUCCCUACUUGAAAGGAAUACAUCUGACCCUUGAUGCUUGGAGACCAGGUCGAGAUGAUGAGGGAUGGAAGUCUAUUGGUUACAAGGGAGAGUCGCCAACUCCGACUUCACAAGACGCUCCGGAAUAUGUGAAGCCAGUACCUAGACUUAAGGAUGACUUGGCUGCGUUAUCGGCUCUCACGGCCUCAGAGAGCCCCCCGAUUCGGAGAGUACGCAGUAAGAGGGUGAUGACGGUAUUCUAUGGGUUUGGAGACGCAUCAGCGGUUGGAUUUUGCAGCACGUUUCAGCGCUUCUCUAAGUAA
This is a messenger RNA of Cylindrotheca closterium, 852 nucleotides long. Lineage: Eukaryota; Bacillariophyta; Bacillariophyceae; Bacillariales; Bacillariaceae. The record is from the annotation of a GenBank genome assembly.